Molecule: messenger RNA, 1304 nt
Organism: Dalotia coriaria
Lineage: Eukaryota; Metazoa; Arthropoda; Insecta; Coleoptera; Staphylinidae
Exons: 4
Coding region: 372-1223 (283 amino acids)
Source: RefSeq, a predicted model, not a curated record
ACGCAUCGCAUUUAGCGAACAAACAAAUUCCACACACAAAUAGUUCGGUAAAUAAGUUUACACACACACAAUAGUUGUAAAUGAUAAAAUCAUAUUGACGCCAAUAUCAUCUUUAUUGCGUGUUUCGUGAGAAAAAAUAUGAUGACGUGGCGCGUUUGGCAAUCAGCAGAUUUCUAUCGGAGUGAAAGCAGUUCGAACCACCACCAGUAGUAGCUACUGGUCACACCUUUAUCAGCCACCAGCGAGGCAGUCCAUGUAAUUACUUCUCUUGUCUAAAUUACAAUCGGUGCAUUGCACGUACUCGCAUCUCCUGUCCGUGUACAUUGAAGAGUUCUGAUAUUACACCCUAGAACGUUAAAUAACAUUUCAUUAUGCGUAAGUACAUGCCAUGGAAUCCUUACAGCGCCCUGGCGCGAAACGUGUUGUAUGCCGACGACCUUACAGGCAACAAUUCUACUGCCACCUCUGAUGAGAACACCUCAUCCGAACUCAAUGAUACCACCUUAUCCGAACCCGAGGAUGUCCUCGAGAGGGAACCAACAACGCCUAUAACACCAAGAACCAUGAGGGGAUCCAGCACCCCUGAAUGUAUUCUUCCCUUGAGUCUCCGCGAUAGUUUAGCAUGGCUCAAUACGCCGGACACCUCCAGCUCAGACUCAUUCGGGGAUGUAUCGGGUACAACCGCAUCCUCAAACUCUACUGAGCCGAUACCAUCGUCACCAAUUGCCACAUUCGUUCCUUUAUUCAUUCCUUCUAUUCCUACGGUCCCUGGGCCGAAGCCAGUUCUGACCAAGGUGAUGGCUUCCAUUCCACUACCACCUCGGAUGUUGAAGAAGAAGAAGAAGAUACCAAUCGAUCUUGCCCCAACCACCAGGAUGAUCAGUUUGGCACCGAGGGAGAAGAUCUGGGAUGCUAUGCCGAAGGAGAUAAAUCUCACUUUGGCGCCGCAGAAGUUUGAUAGCGAGCCAUCGCCGAAGAUCCGCGUGCCUACCGAUAUGAUGGACUUCUAUAUGCAACAGUUGCGGGACUUGGGCACCACGGAUAUCAUUCCAAUAACUAGACCUCGUCCGCCUCCCCCUCCACCACCUCCUUUUCCCAGUACUUAUUAUAAUAGUGAUGGAGAAUUGGUCAAGGACGAGAAGCAGGUGAUUCCUAAGCGUUACUAUGAUUCUUCAACUGAUGAGGAUGAAGCUGUUGAUUGCAAACGUCCAAAAGUCGAAUAAUUUUAGAAAGAAAAAAAAAGAAAAAGAUUUUGGCGAUAAUUGUGUAGAAAUCAAUAGAAUGGCACUCUUUCUCAUUUAUAA